Messenger RNA from Humulus lupulus (European hop), 1042 nucleotides. Its product is annotated as E3 ubiquitin-protein ligase RSL1-like. Gene Ontology annotation, molecular function: ubiquitin conjugating enzyme binding; zinc ion binding; ubiquitin protein ligase activity. Gene Ontology annotation, cellular component: ubiquitin ligase complex; cytoplasm. Gene Ontology annotation, biological process: ubiquitin-dependent protein catabolic process; protein polyubiquitination; positive regulation of proteasomal ubiquitin-dependent protein catabolic process. The coding region runs from base 1 to 684 and encodes 227 amino acids. The record is from RefSeq and is a predicted model, not a curated record. Lineage: Eukaryota; Viridiplantae; Streptophyta; Magnoliopsida; Rosales; Cannabaceae. The transcript has a single exon.
AUGGCAGGAUCAUCGUCUGGCAUUCUCAAUCCUUUUAUCGAUGAUUUCUGCUUCUCAGCUCUAUUUGAUGAUGAAAAAUCCACUCCAAUCGCGGGCGAGAAAUGUGCACAUGAGUUACCGCUCCAAGAGGCUCUAAUAUCAUCGAUAUUUUCACCAUCAAGAAAACGUCCUAUCCCCAUUAAAGAGGAGAAAGAGAAUUUGAAGAAAAAGGUUAAGUCGGAAAAAGAUGAAGGCGAGUUUGUCGUAGCCGCCGGCAUUUGUCCAAUCUGCACGCACUACAAACCAAAAGAAGAGAUGUUCAGAAACGACAAGUGCUCCCACUCGUUUUCCUCUGACUGCAUUGGGAAAUACGUCGUUUCAAAGAUUCAGGAUAACAUAUCCAUGGUAAAGUGUCCUCACUUGACCCCAACUGCGGAGGCCUUUUGGAUCCGCAGCUCUGUCGUUCCAUUGUUCCGGAGAAAGUACUGCCCUUUAAAGGACUGUUUGGCUAUGAUGGUUGAUGAUGGAGAGGGGUUAGUGACGGUAUCGGUGUGCCCCAGUUGCCAUAGACUCUUCUGUGCGCAGUGUAACGUUUCGUGGCAUGAAGUGACUGGUUGUGGAAAGUUUCAGAUAGUGGCCAGAACUGGUGGAACGACGUCGUCUUCGGUGAGGGAAGAACAAGCAACCGAGAAGAUGCCCCAUUGACAUCCCUAAGAGUACCGGAGUCUGCUUUCACAUUUCUUCCAGGUCAAUUUUCAUUAGUCAUUUAUUUUGUUAUUGAUAAUAUAUACAUUCUAUAAUUUUUCAUGGUUUUGAUAAUCUUAAUUUGGUUAUGUUUAAGAAAAACAUAAUUAUUACAUUAAUGUUAGUGAAUUAUUUUUAAAUUGCUGAGGUGUAUAUUUUCCCAUACAUUCUUAUACACAUUAGUUUUUGUUUCUAUUUUUUUUUCUUCAAAUAAUCUGCGGAUCCAAAUCGAGUUCAAGCCAUAAAUCUUCUCAUCAAAUAUAAUGAAAGGACUACAAACCACUGCACCGGGUUAAAGAAGAAGAAGAAUGUCAUUCAA